Nematostella vectensis (starlet sea anemone) is the source of this 5364-nucleotide messenger RNA. RefSeq lists its product as uncharacterized. The coding region runs from base 306 to 1943 and encodes 545 amino acids. The record is from RefSeq and is a predicted model, not a curated record. The transcript has 5 exons. Lineage: Eukaryota; Metazoa; Cnidaria; Anthozoa; Actiniaria; Edwardsiidae.
AGAUGUCAGUUUCUUGACAAUAUUUACUUAACUUUAAUGGUGAACCACGCAGUAAGACACUUUGCUUUGCUUUAUUGUUAGGAUGCCAAGAAUGAGGUAGUAGAAUUGUGCGAAACACUUCUAAACCUUUCCCUUGCUGAAACCAAAGGCGACGAAACACUUCCGGAACCUGUCUAAACACCACGCGAGUACAUUACGCCCAUUACAUCUACAGAUAUCACGCAGAAGGAUCAACAGAAGAAAGCCUAUAUGUCCCUAUUGGAGAAAGUGGUAGCAGCACAGCGUCCUCUGAAACACUUCCAAAUAUGCCACCAGAACCUCGUGGAAAGUUGUACAGUUUUUUGGAAGCUUGUGGUGUAGAGACGCGCAUAAACAAGAUAAGAAAACCCUGGGGAGAGGCAAGUGCGCGGACCCGAAAGAGUCACGUGGUUCAGGCGAAAGAUGUCGUGGUAUCUUCUAUGCGAGUCAUGAUGCCUGGUGACGAGGCACAGCUUUGGGGAGCUCUAGCCUCGUCUAGACUUGUAGAGAAAGAGCUUGGUAUUGACGACGGGGUAGAUGGCAAGUACCUGUCAGCGCUAGCCGAGGCCUAUCACCUGGCGAAUGGAUGGGAAACCAGACGAGAAAUACUUUCUGUUAUGGCUGAUCUGGUACCAUUCAAGCGACUAAAAAGCUUUAUUCCAGGGCUUACAGAAUAUCUCUUUUUGGCUGCCUGGCGACAUAAAAAAGAGUUCGGCAGAGGUGCACCAAGACCUGCUAUCAAACAGGUGCGAGUGAUGAUCGAAGAAAAGCAGCUGGACCACUUCCUGGACUUUAUCACCAGUCCUCACAUUGUGCAGGACCUGCCAUUUGGUUUAAAGCACCUCUGUCUGUUUUCUGGCGAAAUCCUCGAGACACCGAAUGUCAUAAGAAAUAUGAUACGGGAAAGAAUCGUCCGCCAAUACCAGAGCUACUGUGAAGAAAGUGGAUUCAAGCAUUCCGGGAGAACAACGAUGCUAGCCAUCCUUUCUGCUUGUAGUGCAACCGUGCGUAAGUCACUUCAAGGACUCGAUUAUGUUGCAGCUGAAGGUAGCAGUGCGAUAUCGUCAAGGAGCUGCAAGACUGCGGAGCGAUUGAACAGGGCACUGCGCAAAAUCUUCAAAAACGUACAACUGAAGGCCGUUGUAUUGCAUUCAUUUCAGAUUCACGUUAGCGCUUCAUCGCCUGUGGCCGACCACUGCAGUACAUGGGCGCUGAGUGACAGCAGGGAUAGACUGUUCCGCGAAGAUUGUGACCAUCAGCACGACUUUUCCUGUCGCCAAUGCGAAGAUCUAAGCGAUGUAAUAGCAGCGAUCAAAGUCUCCCUAGAAGAGGAUAUCCUUCCAUUUAUAGAGGAUCAGCUAAUAGACCUUCGCCAUAGAUGUGGAAAGGCAGCAGAGGACAUUCAGCUGUGGAAAGCUCAUCUUCUUCGCAGCAAUCGACAGGAUGCUGCAAGAAUUAAAGUAAUAGCAGAUCUCGACGAAUCUUCAGUACUGAUCACAGACGACUGGGCAAUGAAAUUUCUCCCGAAAAAAUACCGUGAGUCCCAGACGGACUGGUUUGCCAAGAGGGGAAUUUCUUGGCAUAUAAGUGUGGUGGCCAGGAAAAACGGGGAUGAGGUCCAAACUCAGACCUUCGUACACAUCGCAAGGAACUGCAAUCAAGAUGCUUCUGCUGUGGUUCAUAUUGUGGAACACGUCCUGCGUACCAUCAAGAGCAAGUGCCCUGAAAUAAAAAAAGGCAUUCUUACGUCAGGACAACGCGGGCUGUUACCACAGUGCGGCCACACUAGCCGCAUACGCCGACAUGGAGAGAAGAACUGGGAUAAGGGCCGAACGUGCAGAUUUCAGCGAUCCACAAGGAGGCAAGGGACCGUGCGACAGGAAAGCGGCGCACAUAAAGGCGCAUGUUCGCAAGUAUAUCAAUGAAGGACACGACGUGACGACGCCUGAACAGCUGAAGAAUGCUAUGCUGUCAUAUGGUGGUCUUCAAGGGGUCCGUAUAACACUAGUGGAUGCGUCUCUCAUCAAGCAAUCUCUCAGAGCCAAGUGGGAAGGAAUCAGCUUUCUCAAUAAUUUUGAGUACCAAGCCAGCGUCAUCAAUUCAUGGAGAGCUUUCGAUGUGGGACGAGGUAAAGGCUUUCCUGUUGACGACAUGCAAGGUGGGCAUAGGUUUCUAUACUUAUUCAAAUGAGCGGUGCAACUAUUAUCCAUCUUCAUCUAAUAUGCGCCGCAUGGAUCGAAAAAUAAAAUAAAAUAAAUGUCACCCUAUGUUAAGUGCAAGUGUUAGGAAUAUUCUGCUUUUAUUCGCAAUUGUAUAUAUUUUACUUCCAUUUCCUCUUUCGUAGCCACUGUAUUUGAGACGUCAUUUGGGGAGACCUUUUCCCCUGGUGGCUUCACAGCAACGACUUUACCAAAUACUCAGAGCCAUACAUCGCAACAGUCGUCCUCUUCCUCUUCACUAUUUCAGUGCACAAAUGAGGGAUGUGUUCGGACAUUCAUGUCGCUUUCUUCUCUUGAAAGGCAUCUAGCCUAUGGGGAGUGUGAAGUGCGUGACACUAGAGCAACAAUGCUCGACAUGGCAAAGAUCAGGUACACUCGUCGUCUUCAGGAGGGAGCAUCAACAGCACUGACAAGACCAGGCCACCAGCAAGACCCUGCUGCACACCAGCUCGAAAUGGGAUGGGCGCUGAAAUCCACCAAGAAGACCAAGCGCUUUUCAAAGCGUCAGAAAAAAUAUCUAGAUGACAUGUUUUCCAUUGGGCAGCAGACUGGUAACAAAGCUGAUGCCUCCGCGGUUGCGUGCAACAUGCGCUACGCAAAAAAUUCAGACGGCGGGCGCUUGUUCAAUCCUGAAGAAUUUUUAACGCCUCAGCAAAUAACGUCUUACUUUUCCAGAAAGGCUCUGAAGAACCGACAACGCCAGUCCGUAGACAGUGAUGAUGAGGAGGCGGCGUUAGAAGAGCACACAAAUGCAAGUACUAGAACCCUAGGGAUAAGAGAAGUCGCGCUUCAGCAUCCCAUCGCCUAUGACCACUUUAACCUAUGCGACAUGAUGGUGGAAGGGAAGUUGAAGCAGCUCAGUGUUGUAAUGCUUCGUCAGGUGUGUGAGCAGCUUGACAUCCAUAUACCUCCAAGCACUCGGCGGAAAGCUCUGUUUAUUGACCUACUUAGUGAUGUACUCAAGAAAUGUACCUGUCACUCCUCCUAAUGCCCAAUCGCAACAAAUCCAAAGCCAGUUCCAACUGUGAAGCGCCAGAGCCAGAUCCCCCGUAGACAGCGCCAGAGCCAGAUCCCCCGUAGACAGCGCCAGAGCCAGAUCCCCCGUAGACAGCGCCAGAGCCAGAUCCCCCUGUGGACUGCGCCAGAGCCAGAUCUCCCCGUAGACAGCGCCAGGGCCAGAUCCCCCUGUGGACAGUGCAAGAGCCAGAUCCCCCCGUAGACAGUGCCAGUGCCAGAUCCCCCUGUGGACAGCGCCAGAGCCAGAUCCCCUCGUAGACAGCGCCAGACUCAGAUCCCCCUGUAGACAGAACCAGAUCCCCCUGUGGACAGCCCCAGAGCCAGAUCCCCCCAUGGACAGCGCCAGAGCCAGAUUUCCUUGAUUAGAAGAGCCAGAGCCAGAUCCCCCCAUGUGGACAGCGCCAGAGCCAGAUCCCCCCAUGUGGACAACACCAGAGCCAGACCCCCCCUGUGAACAAUGCCAGAGCCAGAUACCCCUGUGAACAGCGCCAGAGCCAGAUCCCCCUGUGUACAGCGCCAGAGCCAGAUCCCCCCGUGGACAAUGCCAGAGCCAGAUACCCCUGUACACAGAGCCAGAGCCAGAUCCCCCCAUGUGGACAACACCAGAGCCAGACCCCCCCGCUGUGAACAAUGCCAGAGCCAGAUACCCCUGUGAACAGCGCCAGAGCCAGAUCCCCCCGUGGACAAUGCCAGAGCCAGAUACCCCUGUACACAGCGCCAGAUCUCCCUUGGACAGCGCCAGAGCCAGAUCUCCCCGUGGACAGCGCCAAAGGAAGAUCUGCCGUGGACAGCACCAGAGCGAGAUCCCCUUCUGUAAUGCCAGAGCCAGAUCCCCCCGUGGAUAGCGUCAGAGCAAGUUAUGCACCCCUAUGAACAGCGCCAGAGCCACAUAUCCCCGUUUACAGCGCUAGUCAGAUUCCCCAAUGUAGAUCUGAUUGUGUACUGUACAGCCAGUUUCCCCCGGUGAUAAAUGUUAUAGCAAAAACUAAUCAGGCCUUUGGGGGUUUCAAACUAUUGUGAUUUUGUUUUCCGUUUUUGGAAUCCCUUGCUAUCAGUUUUUGUUAAUAUAUUUCGGAUACUUCGGGUACUAUUUCACUGCAAACACUAAACAAUAUUAAAAAAUGGUAUAUACCUAACCUGAAACAAAUUUGUUAAUAAUCGAUGUGUCCCCUAGUCCUACCCACCAUGUGAAUAAAGCCGUUAUGGUUUUCCUGUGGUAUGUCACGUGGCAACAUGAAUAAGCGCUGUUCCAACAAUAAUCAACCUUAGUUGAGAUAGUUCUUUGCUUUAAAAGCGUUUAUGCGUUUGUAGAGGAACAGGCAUUGAUAAAAGACGAUGUCUAUCAACAGUUUUCCCAAGCUGAGCUACCCAGAUCUGCCAUCUGAAUAAAAGAUCUUGCAGUGGAUUGCCCAUCAGCACAUAUGUGCAUAUAUGUAUAAACACAAAAACACAAGCUACAUUCCAGUGAACGUUGACACCGACCACACGUGUUAAUGUGGUUUCACCAAGAAACCAGAGAAUGAUAAUUGAGGUAUCUGAGACCUGGCACACAAUUGGGAGAGAUAUCACAUCAAACUGCUCUUUACCUGGAUACAGGAAAGUGAGGCACUCCCAACUUCCACUGCAGUGAAAUAUACAUAUAUGGAAGAUCUUCAGAAGCAAAGCAGGAUUUAUAAAAUACCAGUAGAUAAUCUGAAUAAAUACCAGAUCGCCAUAAAUUCUGCAAGCUACGAGCUCUGUAAAGAGGAAGGGUCUCUACUUAUGGACAGAUGGAAGUUGUUGACCCUUUAAAGAUGCAAGGUGCACCAACAAGGGUAUAACUACUCAAAGAAAGCCUCAAGAUAAAAAAAAAUUGAAUGCUCAUGCAGCCGGUGACAAAAGAAUGUCAAGCAAGAUGUGAGAAAAAAAGAAUGAAUGUAAUAUCCUAGAGUCUUUCUAGUAUUAGAGACAAUCAAGUUCAUGCAGUUGAAGAAAAACAAAUACGCCAACUCUGAAAAGUAUUUGGAAGCAGCUGAGAUGAAUCAGAGGGUCUUUGAAGAAAGCAAGAAGACAAGAUUAGAAAUAGAAUUUAAAAAGUUAUCCAAGUCUGAAGCUAAAUCUGCUGUCCAUU